Messenger RNA from Exophiala spinifera, 834 nucleotides. RefSeq lists its product as uncharacterized. The transcript has a single exon. NCBI's taxonomy places the organism in Eukaryota, Fungi, Ascomycota, Eurotiomycetes, Chaetothyriales, Herpotrichiellaceae. The record is from RefSeq and is a predicted model, not a curated record. Gene Ontology annotation, cellular component: membrane. The coding region runs from base 1 to 834 and encodes 277 amino acids.
AUGGCCAAAUCAACGCUCGACAUUAUCGACACAGCCGUCAUCACAGGCGGUGCAGGCGGGAUCGGUCGGGCCAUGGCCGAACGACUCCUCGGACACGGCAAGAAAGUCAUCAUCGUCGGACGCACGGAAUCCAAGUUGAAAAAGACGGCGGCCGAGAUCGGUGCGACGGCCUACUACGUGCUCGACACGGGCAACUCGGACGGCGUGGUGGACAUUGCGGAACGCAUCCUCGCCGCGCACCCCGAGGUGAAUUGCCUCGUCAACAACGCCGGCGUGCAGAGGCCGUUUCAGUUCCCCGGUGUCGGCGAUGGUGGUGGUGGUGCGCAGGAAUACGGAUUCGAUCUCGAAAAGGCCGACCAGGAAAUCGACACCAACAUCCGCGGCGUCAUGCACUUGACGCUACGGUUCCUGCCGCACCUGCUGGACAAGCUGGACGGGGGCGCGGUCAUCAUGAACGUGUCGAGCGUCUUGGGGUUCCUGCCCAGCAGCGUCAUCAACCCGGUGUACAACGGCACCAAGGCCUGGGUACACUUCUUCACGAUGAAUCUGCGCACGCAGUACCGAAACGCCGGGAAGGCGUUGAGGGUCGUGGAGAUCGCGCCACCCACCGUCAGUACAGAGUUGCAUCGCGAACGGACGGACCCAGAAGACAACACGAAGGCGAAGAAUAGGAACGCAAUGAGUGUCGAUGAGUUUAUGGACGAGGUCGAGGCGGGUUGGAGGGAGGGAGCCGAGUUGAUUGCGCCUGGCCCGGCGCGGGAUGUGGUCAAGCCAUGGGUCGACGCGUACGGGGAGAGGUAUGAGAAGGCCACGAGUCCUGCUGUCAAGAAGUGA